Molecule: messenger RNA, 2993 nt
Organism: Paramisgurnus dabryanus
Lineage: Eukaryota; Metazoa; Chordata; Actinopteri; Cypriniformes; Cobitidae
Gene: txlnba
Product: taxilin beta a
Molecular function (GO): syntaxin binding
Source: RefSeq, a predicted model, not a curated record
CGUGAGGUUAUUUUAAGGGGCUUGGUGUUGUCAGCUGUUGUCUUGAUUCCCCUGUUGAACCCUCCAUACUCUUCUCUUUCACUCGGCUAAAACUCUGGACUGACUGUCACAUUGUCCUCCUUUCAAUUUGAAUCGAACCGACGAAUGCUGGCAGAUGAUGGAAGGCAGUGACCAGACCACCAAUGAACAAGUCAAUGACAGAGAGGAGCAGCCGGUGGACCCUAUGGAGGACUUUGGCCAGCAGCUAGAGGACAUAAUCAACACCUAUGGCUCAGCGUCCAGCUUAAUGCAGGAGCAGAUCUCUAUCCUGGAAAAUGAAGAAAAUAAAGAAGCAGCGAUAGCCGGUGAAGAGAUAAUCUCUGGGGAAGCCGGUCCAGAAAAGGAGCAAGCUGAUUCAAAACUGCACAAGGACCUAGGUGAAGAAGCCAUGUCCUUAUUGCAAAGUCUGAACAAGCUCAGCUCGCCGGAAGAGAAAGUGGAAAUGGCUUUGAAGAAAUACGCAGAGCUGGUGGAGAAACACAAGUUGGAGAAGCAGCAGCUUGAGCAGAGGCAGGGUCUUCUGGUCAAGCAGAGAGAUCAGAUCCAGUUUGAACACAGUCGUGCCAUUCUGGCUCGUGGCAAGCUGGAGAUGCUAUGCAGAGAGCUUCACAGACAUAACAAGAUGCUGAAGGAGGAGAGUCUGCAAAGGCUGCAGGAAGAUGAGAUGAAGCGGAGGGAGAUCACUGCUCACUUCCAGAGCACGCUGGUGGACAUCCAGGGUCAGAUCGAGCAGCACAGCAGUCGUAACAACAAGCUGUGUCAGGAGAACAGUGACCUGGCCAACAAACUCAAGACUCUCAUUGAUCAGUAUGAGAGAAGAGAACAGAGUUUAGAGAAGAUCUUUAAACACAGAGAUCUACAGCAGAAAUUGUCUGAUGCCAAACUGGAAGAAGCAAACAUGCUACUUAACCAGGCAGAAGAGAAGCACAAGAGAGAGAAGGAAUAUUUACUCACUCAUGCUGCAGAAUGGAAACUACAGGCAAAAGAACUGAAAGAACAGCACACACUCAUGCAGGCUCAGCUAGUGUUGUAUUCCCAAAAAUUUGAAGAGUUCCAGGCUACACUGGCGAAGAGUAAUGACAUUUAUGUUACUUUCAAACAGGAAAUGGACAAGAUGACGAAGAAGAUGAAAAAGCUAGAAAAGGAGUCAAAUAUAUGGAAGACACGGUUUGAAAGCUGCAACAAAGCUCUUGUUGAAAUGAUAGAGGAGAGAUCAGAAAAGGCAAAAGAGUUUGAACUCUUCACUGUAAAGAUUGACCGGCUGGAGACUUUAUGCCGAGCCUUGCAGGAUGAGAGAAAAUGUCUGUACAGUAAGAUUCAAGAUAUUCGUCUCCCAGACAAAGCAGCCAUAUCAACUCCACAAGUGGAUGAGAUUCCAGACCUCGCCCAAAUUUCUAACCUGGCUCCUAGCCCUUUAAUGACCGCUGAGAUGGAGAAGCUGCGACAGGAGCAGAUCCGCCUGCAGGAAUUUGCCGCCGCCUUGGCAACUCCCAUAGCAGAUGACAGUGGGGAAACAGACAGUGAGGAAGAUGAGUCUAAACUAGAGUUGCCAACUGUUCCUGAGGUCCCAAAAAUUGAACUAAAAAAAGAAACAGAUGAGCUGAAAUUAAUUCAACAGGAACCAUGUAUCGCAGAGGAUAAAAAAACGGAGGCUGUUGUUGCCGAUGAAAAGAAGCCAUUACCCGCAAAUCCUGAACCAACCAAACCUGAAGCAGAAACCAAAUCUCCCCAAGACGAAGAGAAGCCAUCACCCACAAAUCCUGAACCAAUCAAACCUGAGGAAGAAUCCAAACCUCCCCAAGAUGAAAAGAAGCCAUCACCCAUAAAUCCUGAACCAAUCAAACCUGAAGCAAAAUCCAAACCUCCCCAAGUUGAAGAAGAGCCAUCACCCACAAAUUCUGAACCAACCAAACCUGAAGCAGAAUCCAAACCUCCCCAAGUUGAAGAAAAGCCAUCACCCACAAAUUCCGAACCAACCAAACCUGAAGCAGAAUCCAAACCUCCCCAAGUUGAAGAAAAGCCAUCACCCACAAAUUCCGAACCAACCAAACCUGAAGCAGAAUCCAAACCUCCCCAAGUUGAAGAAAAGCCAUCACCCACAAAUUCCGAGCCAAAGAAACCUGAAGCAGAAUCCAAACCUCCCCAAGUUGAAGAAAAGCCAUCACCCACAAAUUCCGAGCCAAACAAACCUGAAGCAGAAUCCAAACCUCCCCAAGUUGAAGAAAAGCCAUCACCCACAAAUUCCGAACCAACCAAACCUAAAGCAGAAUCCAAACCUCCCCAAGAACCUCAACAACCGGAAAUUACCAAACAACAAGAGUCAGCCAAAGAGAAACCAAAGCAAGAAGAAGUGAUAAAAGCGAUCAAACUAGAAACAGUCAAACAAGAACCUACUGAGCCACAGCCUGUUGUGAAAGAAGAGGCAAUUCCAGAACAGAAGAACGUUGCAGUUGUUAAAUCCGAGCUACCUAAAACAGAGUCCUCCAAACAAGAGCCCCCCAAAGAGGAGCAUAUUCAGAAAGAUGAAGUUGCAUCAGACGGAGCCAAAGCACAGGCAACAAAAUCUAAAGCCCCAAAAUCCCAAGAGGCCAAAUCAAAGAACGGCAAACCUCAGUCUAAAAAACAAGCUCCUUCCAAGAAAAAGGGUUCUGCUAAGGGUGGGAAUAAAAGCUAGGCCAAAUAAGAGUGCAAUACCAUAUAGGAUUUUCUAUAUUGUCAAAUCGGUUUGUUUUAGUGUAGUUGUGUGUCUUGUUGUUUGCGAGUUACAGGUAACAUAUAAGAUGACAAACAGGUCAUAAGCUGCUUGCCUUUCCAGAAAGUUUUACAUUACGGGUGGUUUGCAUAGUUUACGUUUUGCAUAGUUUUCAGAAUGUAACGUGGGUUUUUUAUUUUUAGGGUAAUACUCAAGUAUAAUACUUGUAAUACUUUCAAAUAAACAUCUGUUGACAAUCCUA